AUGACCUAUGCGUCUCUGGAUCUCAAUAUCGACAAUCCCGCAACAACUCCGACCUAUGGUCUUGUAGCGUAUGGCCUGGUGAGCAUUGAGAACAGUGCGAAUUUCGAAGCCGGCGUCCAGUUACUCACUGCCCUCGACGAUCCUCAGAAAGCAGGCUGGUGUAGAGUGGCUGUCCAAUCGUGGCCCUUGGAUCCUGCCACGUCCAGUGCUCGGUUCGCCCUCGACAUCUACUUCCGAAAGGACUCGCAGGGCAAUUGGAAGCUCACGCAGGUUGACUUCAACUUGUACGCCGGCACGGCCGCAGACCAGUGGGUGGUCGGCCAAACGGGCCACCAGCUCACAGUUGCUCGUCUAUGGCUGUCGGCUAGCUUUACCAUGAUUGAUGUGCCGGGAUCAAUGACCACGAGCGUUUCGUUCAAUGGCGUCGCCGUUGUAUCCGGCGCCGCCUUCGGCAUCACGGCACAGUUGGCAGGGUCAGCCGUCCACAUAACCGUUGCAGGGGCCCAGGAUCUCCAGAAACUCGUGGGUGUGUUCGUCGACGGCGGCCUCGACAAUUCGGCUCUAAAAGCCCCGAAUUUCGCCAGCAACACAUCACUCGAUGCCUACAAAACAGGCACUUUCGCCAAGGCAACACUGGCAUUCCGGCAGCAGAACAACACGUACGCUUUGGACACUAUCACUGCAAUUGUGGAGACCGACCAGGAAUGGGCCAUUGUCCAGGGCAUCCUCAGCAUGACGAAACUUAAACUGACGCUGACGCUGCAGUCGAUGCCAUCAUCCUCCUGGUUGUUUAAUGCCACCCUCCAUAGCGACAUCCGCUACCGGAAGCAAGACGGCUCGUACGAUGACAGUGUGACGGUGGACCUGGCCGCAACGCUGGACUACAUGACGCUCACAGUCCGACUGAAUUGCUCCAUCUUCGACAUCUUCUACAUCGCAACUGCAGGCCGCUGGACGCUCGACAUCGACUUCUUCCCCGGUAUCAAGAGCCUGUACUUCUCCAUGAACUGGAAGACCGGCCGUGCCCAUUUCACGGGACAAACGAACGACUGGAACUUGUUUGACGACUACCCGAACAUUGCGAGCAUCCAGCAGCCGACGCUGACAGUUGACAUCUCACGGGCAUCAAGUCGCCUAGAUGCCUCGGGCGUUGUAUCGGGCGAUGCGGUUGUGGCUGGCAUCCACAUCCCUGUUUCGUAUGGUUUGCCCGAUGGGCCGCUCAAGAUCUUCGGAUAUGAUAUCGACCAGAUCUAUAAGAUGUGCAAGAAGCUGUACGAGCUCUUCAAGGACCUUGUGACUAUUUGUGAGAUCAUGCUGGAUAUUGUAGGAGCUGGUGAGGCUUUGGCCGUCGGCACAGCGGUGUGGAAAGCCAUUAAGAAAGUGUUCGGUUACGGCGACGACGAUGAUGACGAUGACAAUGACGGUAACGGCGGUGAUAAGACUGAUGACAACACAGAUCGCAACAGCGUCAGCAAGCCCGGCGCAUACUCAUGGGUGUUCGGCGGGCCGGGCCUUUCGAACGGCAUUGCCAGCGAGGAAGUCAAUGUUACCGUCUUCCCCAAAGACCGACUCGGUCGCACGCUGCCCAUCGACAGCACCCAGCUAACAGUGAAAAUCGUCCAAAACGGCGUCAUAUUGAGCACUAUCAAUACCUUCACAGGCAUCAGCAGGGGCGGAUAUGUGGUUUCCUACGUGCGACCUGCCACCCUGGGGGAUUACACGAUACACGUUUCCUAUCCUGUCGCCUUGCCAGGCCUGCCGGCAGGGUACUCACAAGACGCCACUGUUAUGGUCACGAACAUGGCGGCCGUCUUGAGCGCUGAGAACUCCAUCCUGGAUGUGUCGGAAAAUUUGCUGGCCGGUGUCAUGAACUACGCCACGAUCUGGCCUCGCGAUAACUUCAACAACCCGCGUCUAGGCUACGAUGAGAGCGAGUCCUUCAGCGUCGAAUUCACUCCACCCUUGGAACAUGUCAGCUUCGUCCUCUAUAAUGAUUGCGUCAAAGUUGCAUUUGUGCUCCCGCCGCAGGUCGGCGCCAGCUACACGAUCAGAGCUACGCUGCUCAACGAAGGCGGCCCCCAGCUGUCCGGCUCUCCGGCCAUGUUCACGUCCAUUCGCGUUGUCGGUCUGAAUCGCUGCAUCGCUGGCGGCCCAGGACUGUGCUCAGGUCUGGCCGGAGCCGACACUUCGUUCGACGUCUUCCUCAAUGAUCAGAUGGGCCAGGCUUGGGUAGGAGACAUGACUUGUACCGCGUCCUACACUGCCGUAGAUGGAACGACCGUCAACCUCGUGGCUUUGCAAGCCGGUAAUCAAUACCACUUCACAUACACCCGGCCGGCCACGACUGGGGCGUACAUACUCAAGAUCUCCGUCAAUGGUGAGCUGCUGCCUGCUUACCCAAUCCAACUCCAGGCAACGGCGGCCGUGGUGAACCUCUCUGUUGCCAACUCAUUUGUGAGUCUCAGCGCUGGUCCAUAUUACCAGACUUCCAACAUCGUGGCAACUAUCACGGCAUACGAUAAUCUAUCUGAACCUGGCCUAUGGCGAGCCACUUCCAUCGCAGCUGCCUUCAGAAUCACCACGACCUUAGGAAGCUCCGGCACACCAACCUCCUGGCCCUUGUCCGACAGAGGCGAUGGGACAUGUUUUGCAACGCUAUCAUUGCCUGAUCUCGGCCAAUAUCAAGUCAACGCGACAUCAGCAGAUGGUACCGUCAUCGUCGGCCAAGGCCCGGUGACCGUCAACGUCACCGUUCCUCCUUACAUUGCCGACGCGCGAUGCUUCGGACCUGGUCUGUCGCUCCCUCCUGCCUCCAAGCCGGCAACCACGUAUUUCGACGUUGUUCCGCUCGAUCAGUACGGGAAAAUGUUCGCCAUGUCCGCCAUGGACACCACAUCGUUCCUUGUGUUCAUGAAGGACGAGGCCCAGGUCACCAUUACUCCACAUGGCCGUGGCCGCCGCGUCACAUACGCGAUUCCGACAGCGAGCCCACUACAGGCAAAUGAUCUGGUACGAGUUCUUCUCAACGACGCCGAUAUCUCGGGAAGUCCGUACGCUCUGACAAGCACGUCGCCAACCGUGCCGGCCAAUUGUCGGGUCUCUCAAUGGCUCUCACACCAAGUGGAUGAAAUCUCAAGCUUCAUCAUCACCGCUGUUGAUGCUACCGGCAAUGCACGCCGCGUUGGUGGCGACCAGGUGAAGAUUACGUCGGCGGAUUCCGGUCCUGACUGGCCAUUCGUGGUGCUCAAUAUUCGCGAUCGACGGGAUGGGACGUAUUUGGUGAGAUACAUUCCGAACGCAGUUGCCAUGAAGAUCAAUGUUCUCGUCAACAACUUGGCAAUCCAUGGCUCGCCGUUCUCAUUGCCAGCAAAUGUCAUCACCUUUACGGCCAGCGAGGCUGGGAUCGAGACGUCGUCGCUGGGCGUGCAGUCGGAGUUCGUACUAUCGGCCAAAAACGCUCAGGGGCUCCCUGUGGACAUCUCUGGCUUCCUCAUAGCUGCCAUGAUUUAUCCCAAGUCGACAACUGUGCUUACUGCAGUUCCAGUGACCUUCAAACCGACGUCCCCACCUGCUAUGGGCACCGUGCAGGGUACCUACACGAUUGCGAGCACGAUGCCAACAGGGGACUAUGCGCUACGCAUCUUGGUCGAUUGUGCGGCUGUCGUCAUUGGAAGCCCCUUUACAGUGAGUGUCAACGACGCCCCGCCGGCCACGCCUGUUGCCACUGCGGUGGGAAUCAGUGAUGUGUACUUUGCUACGUCCGAUUUGGGAACUUUUGCGGGCUCCUUUUUGGUCCUCACCGAUCCUCCCACUCCGGUGUCUGCAACGGACUUGGUGGUGGUAAAUGCCGGCUCGCCCGGCCUACCGAUCGAAUUACCGCCUGCAUUCCGCGUCACAGUGGACGCGACUCAAAUAGGCGUCUUCAAUGUCCUGACGGCCUUCCGCAUUGAGGGUAGCUGGCCAGUGACGAUCACGUACCGGGGUGCAAAGGUGCUGCCGCCCCCCAAUGUCGGCUCCCAGUACGUGUUCAGCUCGUGCGAUGCCGCAAAGGCAUUGGCAGUCUACGUGCCCAACCAGCCUCCGCCUUCGUUUGCGAUCCAGGAGCAGGCGAGCGUCCAAGUGCAAGUCGCAGCGGCCGGCAACAGCAUCAAAUUCGUCAAGGAUCCGAAGCAGGCAGUCGGAUAUCAGUACGCCAGCGCAGGGUGGAGCCUGCCCGCGCUGGAUAUGGGCGUUGAGAUGAUCUAUCACUUCCGCAUACGGUGGAAUGUGCUCGCGCAGGCGUCCGAGGUUCAGAUGCUUCUCCCAGGAAUCACGCAAUUCUCACGGCAUGAGAUGGUGAUCCUGCGCUAUUUUCAGGGCAGCACAUUCUGGACCACGAUGGACUAUUCCAAGGACAACGCAUACACUAACGUCACGCAGUCAACCGUCAAGGCCGAUGGCGCAUGGCAUUUUGUAUGCGUGUACCUAUCACCCACAGCGAUGCGCAUCUAUGAAGACGGUCAUCUCGUCGUGGCAACCGACCGGCGGCCGCUGACGAACAUGGCUGCCUUCACGAUUGGCUUCCAGGUCUUUGACGAUGCCGCGGCCUUUGAUGCCGACGUAGCUGAGUGCGUGACAUGUCCAGGGACAUUGCAUACAGAUUUCUCGGCCUUGUCACGACGAGUUGAGGUGCUUUUCAACCAAUCGUCACAGCAGAUCAACACGCAAUGGUAUCAGAUCCGGCAGAACACUGCGAUUCCUGUCAACUAUACGAGCCAGGGGUCGCUUCAGUUUGCCACGUCCUCGUUAUCCAUGUAUGUUCUAUCCUCUUUCUCUGCAAAGGAUUGUAGGCUGAUCUCGUGUCCCUUCCAUUUAGACAAAACUACACUGCCAUUAGCGGUCUCAUGGCAGGGCUCGGCCCCUAUUGCGCAAUCCAGUACCGCUUCCGCAUUAAUAAGUCCGAGGGCUACGAAACGAAGGUAA
Molecule: messenger RNA, 4962 nt
Organism: Penicillium maclennaniae
Lineage: Eukaryota; Fungi; Ascomycota; Eurotiomycetes; Eurotiales; Aspergillaceae
Exons: 3
Coding region: 1-4962 (1653 amino acids)
Biological process (GO): actin cytoskeleton organization
Molecular function (GO): actin filament binding
Source: RefSeq, a predicted model, not a curated record